Haliotis rufescens (red abalone) is the source of this 2784-nucleotide messenger RNA. Its product is annotated as molybdenum cofactor biosynthesis protein 1-like. The record is from RefSeq and is a predicted model, not a curated record. Gene Ontology annotation, molecular function: cyclic pyranopterin monophosphate synthase activity; metal ion binding; GTP 3',8'-cyclase activity. Gene Ontology annotation, biological process: Mo-molybdopterin cofactor biosynthetic process. The coding region runs from base 204 to 2156 and encodes 650 amino acids. Lineage: Eukaryota; Metazoa; Mollusca; Gastropoda; Lepetellida; Haliotidae. The transcript has 9 exons.
AAAACUGACGAUGCGCAGGGAGAGCCGACAACCCAACUCCAGGACCGUGACAUACAUAUGAGAACGAGAUGCGUAGCCCCGAUAUAAUGCUUCCAGUGUCAAAUAAGCGCAGUAUACCGGUGUUCCUAGGAAAGCUGUAAACGGGUGUUCUGUUUGUCGACAUUUGUGCACAGUCAUGUCGACCUGACAAGAUUUCCAACACGAUGUUAGGGCGGAGAGGAUUCGAACUUUUUCGACACUUGAGGUGCCGGGAUGGUGCCGAAAACUGCACGCAGAUGUGGCGACACUCCUCCUCACUAACGAAGGCUAACAUCAGCGAGGCGGUUAAUGAAAAGGUAGAGUCUCCUGCUUUGAAACCGGAGCAGAAGUCGAAUCCUUCAUUCUCAGACUUCCUCACCGAUACAUUCGGACGACAACACACGUACCUGCGUAUUUCCCUGACGGAGCGCUGCAACCUCCGAUGUCAGUACUGCAUGCCUCAGGAGGGGGUGCAGCUCUCCCCCAAGCAGAUGCUUCUGAGUACUGACGAGAUCCUAGCACUGUCCCAAAUGUUUGUCAAGGAGGGGAUCACCAAAAUCAGACUGACAGGGGGAGAGCCCACAGUCAGGAGGGACCUGGUCGAUAUCCUCAAGGGACUGGACAGCUUACGAUCUGAGGGUCUGAAGUCCAUUGCCAUGACAACCAAUGGAAUCACACUAUCCAGACGGUUGCCUCUGUACCAGGAUGCUGGUCUGGAUCAGCUGAACAUCAGUCUUGAUACUCUAGUACCUCCAAAGUUUGAAUUCAUCACUCGACGGAAAGGUUUUGAGAAAGUCCUGCAGGGUAUUGACAAGGCACUGGAGCUGGGAUAUGACCCAGUCAAGGUGAACUGUGUUGUGAUGAGGGGCCUAAAUGAGGAGGAGAUCUUGGACUUCGUGGAGUUCACACAACACAAGAAAGUGGACAUCCGCUUCAUUGAGUACAUGCCCUUCGGAGGCAACAAGUGGAACUUCAACAAGCUGGUGUCCUACCAGCAGAUGCUGGACAUCAUCAGGUCUCGGUGGCCAGACCUUGACCGGCUGUCUGACCAUGCUAAUGAUACGUCUAAAGCCUACAAAGUGCCUGGAUUUGCAGGACAGGUUGGGUUCAUUACAUCGAUGAGCGAGCAUUUCUGUGGCACAUGUAACAGACUCAGGAUGACUGCUGAUGGCAACCUCAAAGUGUGCCUCCACGGAGAGGCGGAGGUAUCUUUGCGAGAUGCUCUGAGGAACAAUACAUCAGAUGAGGAGAUGCUGGAGAUUAUCGGGGCAGCAGUCAAGAGGAAAAAGAAGCAGCAUGCAGGAAUGCUGAAUUUAUCCAAGAUGAAAAAUCGGCCGAUGAUACUGAUUGACCACAGUUCAGACACAAAUCAUUUUAACCAGCCAAACUCACGACCUACAGCUUCUUCUGUGAUACUGCCCAUGUUUAGAAGAGAACACUUUCAUAGACAUAAAUCAGGUUUUGUUCGUUUAUCGAGAGAUAUUUUACAUGUUGCAGUGGGAAAGGGGUCUCACUGCUCUAAUCAAAUCAGACUUUUUAGUGCCUUUCGUAAAACAUUUUCUUCAUAUGAUGAUGACAAUAUGAAAUAUUGGGAGGCUGACCUUAAAGAACGCAGGAAGGAACUGGAGGACGUCGACCUUGAGCCAAGCUCAGGAAACCAGUCUCAAUUAACACAUACUGAUGAGAAGGGCAGAGCGAUGAUGGUGGACGUUGGGUCUAAACCAGAUACUGAACGAAUUGCUUUAGCAGAAGGGAGAAUUGUUUUGGGAAAGGAGGUGUUUGAUCUUGUAAAGGAAAAUGGAAUUAAGAAAGGUGAUGUUCUGACAGUUUCACAAAUUGCAGGAAUAAUGGCAGCAAAGAAAACAGCCGACUUUAUUCCUCUGUGCCAUAACAUUCCUAUUUCAAAAGUUGAGCUGACGUUCACCCUCGAGGAAGAGGAAUACAGUGUUUUGAUCAGGUCGUCUGUGAAGACUCGAGGUCAGACAGGAGUUGAGAUGGAGGCCCUGGUGGCUGUCUCCAUGGCAGCGUUGACCAUCUAUGACAUGUGUAAAGCCGUCACUCACAACAUGGUGAUCAGCGACAUCAGACUUCUUAGCAAAACAGGGGGACAAAGGGGGGAUUAUUUCAAGGAAAAUUGACAUUUCCAGCCAUUAUCCUACCUCAUCUUUUGCAAGAGUUAUUUGGAUGUUAUAAUGUCAAAUAUUCCGAUGUAGAAGCCAUAAGAUUUCCAGGUCCCGUGAUGGGAUUCAAACUGAAGACUUUCUGUAGGACGAUGCCUCGUGGUCCACCUGACCAAAGAGGUUAACCCCAUCAACAAGCUGACAAGAUAAGUGUGUCCUCUGUGGGAUGACUCCAUGCCCUAUUACACUGACAAGGUAUAAUAUAACUGAAUUACUGUUUCCAAGAAGUGUUACCCAACUCCUUCACUCAGGCAUUCAUUGUCUAUUACUAUUUCUUUGUUAAUUGGCUGCACCUCAUAGAUUCUACAUGCCACAGAGGGUUGCAUAUUUAGUUAGAAAUAUACCCAGAAUAGGCAGCUCAAAUGUAUCAAAGCAAUAGCUAUGUUGAUGCUUUCUUUGAAAUUUGUUCACAGCAUCUUCCAUCCCCCCGAAAUAUAAAGUGAAACAAAUGUUCUUUAAAGCACCAAUCUCAUUAAAAUCAGAUUUUAGUUUUCGCUAUCGCUAAACAAAGAUCUGAAGACAUCCCAUUACAGGUCACGUCAGAAUGACCUUUCGCAAAUUUUGACAGACCAAUGAAAUGACUGAC